AUGCCGGUUGCGAUCCGUGCCGUCGCAGUGCCUCCUGCUCCCAGCAAGCAGAGCACCCCCGCUUCUACCGGCGCGGUGAAGUCCCCCAUGACGAUGACGGAGAAGAUCCUGGCGCGCGCGGCGGAGCGGGCGCAGGUUGCGCCGGGCGAGAACGUGUGGGUGAACACGGACGUGCUGAUGACGCACGACGUGUGCGGCCCCGGCACCAUCGGCAUCUUCAAGAAGGAGUUCGGCGCCGACGCUAAGGUGUGGGACCGCGAGAAGAUCGUGAUCAUCCCGGAUCACUACAUCUUCACGGCGGACGAGCGCGCGAACCGCAACGUGGACAUUCUGAGGGACUUCGUGCAGGAGCAGGGCAUCAAGUACUUCUAUGACAUCACCGACCGCUCCAACUUCCAGGCCAACCCCGACUACAAGGGCGUGUGCCACGUGGCGCUCGCGCAGGAGGGGCACUGCCGACCAGGCGAGGUGCUGUUUGGCACGGACUCGCACACGUGCAACGCGGGUGCGUUUGGGCAGUUCGCGACGGGCAUUGGCAACACGGACGCAGGGUUCAUCCUCGGCACCGGCAAGUGCCUGCUCAAGGUGCCGGCCACUCUCCGGUUUGUGCUGGAUGGGGAGAUGCCGCCCUACCUGCUCGCUAAGGAUCUCAUUCUGCAGAUCAUCGGUGAGAUUGGAGUGGCAGGGGGAACGUACCGGGCCAUGGAGUUCACAGGCACUGCUGUCGAGGCCAUGACUAUGGAGGAUCGCAUGACGCUGUGCAACAUGGUCAUCGAGGGAGGAGGCAAGAACGGUGUGGUGGCGGCGGACAAGACCACCUUCGCCUACCUCGAUGGCAAGACCACGUUGACGCAUGAGCCUGUCUACAGCGAUGGCAACGCCAGCUUCUAUGAGGAGUAUCGGUUCGACGUCUCAAAGCUCAACCCUGUCGUUGCUAAGCCGCACUCACCGGACAACCGAGCAACGGCGCUGGAGUGCCGUGACAAGAAGGUGGACCGCUCGUACAUCGGCUCGUGCACCGGCGGCAAGACCGAGGACUUCCUCGCUGCUGCCAAGCUCUUCCACGCCGCGGGCAAGAAGGUGGUGGUGCCGACCUUCCUGGUGCCUGCUACUCAGAAGGUGUGGAUGGACAUCUACACGCUGCCUGUGCCGGGGGCGGACGGCAAGACCAUGGCGCAGAUCUUUGAGGAGGCUGGCUGCGACACGCCCGCUGCCCCCUCCUGUGCUGCGUGCCUGGGCGGUCCCAGGGAUACUUAUGCCCGCAUGAACGAGCCCCAGGAUGUCACGGCGACGAAAGGGAACGAGUUCGAGGACUACUUCUUGAAAAGGGAGCUUCUGAUGGGAAUCUACGAGAGAGGGUUUGAGAGGCCAUCCCCUAUUCAGGAGGAGAGUAUACCGAUUGCCUUGACGGGAAGAGACAUCCUUGCUCGUGCCAAGAAUGGAACUGGCAAGACUGCUGCCUUCAGUAUUCCAGCUCUAGAGAAGAUUGACCUUUCAAGGAACGUCAUCCAAGUUGUCAUCCUGGUCCCUACGAGAGAGCUUGCGCUGCAAACUUCUCAAGUUUGCAAAGAGCUUGCGAAGCACAUGAGCAUUCAGAUCAUGGCGACAACGGGUGGCACGAGUCUCAAGGACGACAUCAUGCAAACCUGGUCUCGUCGGAUCUUUUCACGCGAGGAAUUGACAUUCAGGCUGUGA
This is a messenger RNA of Closterium sp. Naga37s-1, 1695 nucleotides long. The record is from the annotation of a GenBank genome assembly. Lineage: Eukaryota; Viridiplantae; Streptophyta; Zygnematophyceae; Desmidiales; Closteriaceae.